AUGUCUAUUACUAAAUCUAUUAUUACAUGUGGUUUUUCACGGGGGCUCGUUUUCGACCCCUCGUGCGCGCCUAGGCCUCGAGUUUUCUCAUGUUAUUCUUCGAAUUUCACGGCUUUUCAUGGUCGUGAUCGAAGCUUGCUAUGGGGCAAUGGUAGUAUGAGAGCGAAAGGAAACAAGGAUACAAGACGAGUUCUUGUACGGAGUAUUGUUGAGCCCGGAGCCCCGCCUCCGACAGAGCCUCCUUUCAACUUCAUAAAUUGGAUUGUGGGAAUAACUAUAACAGUAGUUCUACCCUUCAUUACCCACAAAUGGGCAUCACUUCUCAAAUUCAAAAAUGAAAUCGAAACCGCCGUGGAGACGGUGGAGGAAAUAGUCGAGGUGGUCGAGAAGGUGGCCGGGGAGGUGGAGAAAGCGGCGGAGGACAUUGCCGAUGACCUCCCGACCGACGGACAGUUUAGGAAAGUGGUCGAUUUUGUCGAGCAUGUGGCCGAGAGAGCGAAUAGGGACGCUCAUUUAGUCGGAGACUUUAUCGACAAGGUUCAAGAGGUAGAGGAAAAAGUGGAAGAUUAUGUUGAAUCAUUGGGUGAUGAUGAUAAGCAUGAAAUUAGCCAAAAUAUUACCCAUAUUAAUAAGCAUAAAAAAGAUCAUCAAGAGAAAGAAGGAUCAUAUGAGACACUCAAAGAAGAAAAUUAG
Messenger RNA from Striga hermonthica, 693 nucleotides. NCBI's taxonomy places the organism in Eukaryota, Viridiplantae, Streptophyta, Magnoliopsida, Lamiales, Orobanchaceae. The record is from the annotation of a GenBank genome assembly.